Chanos chanos (milkfish) is the source of this 3167-nucleotide messenger RNA. RefSeq names its product solute carrier organic anion transporter family member 1C1. Gene Ontology annotation, molecular function: protein binding. The coding region runs from base 63 to 2297 and encodes 744 amino acids. NCBI's taxonomy places the organism in Eukaryota, Metazoa, Chordata, Actinopteri, Gonorynchiformes, Chanidae. Gene Ontology annotation, cellular component: basolateral plasma membrane. Gene Ontology annotation, biological process: sodium-independent organic anion transport; transmembrane transport. The record is from RefSeq and is a predicted model, not a curated record. The transcript has 15 exons.
UGAUAUUUACUUGGGCUUUGAAGAUGACCAGUCUACUUGCAGCUCAACUACAGGACAUGUGAAUGAUUAUCUUGCUCUCCUCUAAAGGGUCCAAGUUUCUGCCUUCAGCUAGAAGCCUUCUUGUAAAUCUUGACCCAUCCACUGGCUCAUCCAGUAUGACGGCGGAGGGCAGACCUGAGGGCUUCAGUGAUCCAGCUCUGCCGGAUUACACUGACACUUCUCAGAAGGCCAGACGAGCGAAAUGCUGCUCCCCGAGUUUGAAAAUGUUUAUUGGGGUCCUUGCGCUCUGUUAUUUUUCUAAAUCCUUGAGUGGGAGCUACACUAAAAGCACCAUCACUCAGAUUGAGAGGAGAUUUGAGAUUCCCAGCUCCACUGCUGGUACUAUAGACGGCAGCUUUGAGAUGGGUAACUUGAUGAUUAUUAGUGUGGUGAGCUACUUUGGGGCAAAGUUCCACCGGCCAAAAAUCAUUGCAGCAGGAGGUCUGCUAAUGGGACUGGGAACCCUCCUAAUGUCUCUGCCCCAUUUCCUCAUGGAUCGAUACAAAUAUGACACUGUUGCCUCCCACAUGCCUGAUUCAGACAAUCUCACAAUGACAUCCCCAUGCUCACCUGCCAAUCAGGACACACUUACACAACCUAUUCCUGGAUGCCACAAAGGAGAGGAGGAGGGCUCCCCCAUGUGGAUUAUUUUGAUGAUAGGGAACAUGAUCCGGGGUAUGGGAGAAGCAACCAUUGGUCCUCUUGGGAUAUCAUUUAUCGAUGACUAUGCUAGACCUGAAAACUCAGCCUUCUAUAUUGGGUGUCUUCAUACAAUAGGUGUGAUUGGCCCACUCUUUGGUUACACGUUGGGUUCUCUGUGUGCAAGUCUCUAUGUGGAUAUUGGUUUUGUGAACCUGGAAAGUGUAACCAUUACUAUGCAGGACUCCCGCUGGGUGGGAGCGUGGUGGUUGGGUUUUGUGAUUGCUGGCUGUCUUACCUUGCUUACUGCUCUGCCACUCUGGUUCCUGCCACGUGCUCUCCCAGAAGACCCACAGACACAGGAUCCGUCAUCUGAGCCCUUUCAGCAACACACAGAACACCACACACCCAGCAUUGCUGAAAUAGCCAAAGGUUUUGGACCGUCACUGAAGCGCUUGUUUACCAACAAGAUCUAUGUGCUGUAUCUGGCCAGCAACAUUAUCAUGUUCAAUGCCUUUGUGAUUCUCAUAACUUACACACCCAAGUAUUUGGAACAGCAGUUUGGACAGAGUGCCUCCAAAACUAACUUCCUCAUAGGGGUGACAUCUAUGCCAGCUGUGUCCUUUGGUAUUUUCCUGAGUGGAGUCAUAAUGAAGCGGUUUAAAUUGGGCCUGCUUGGAGCUGCUCGAGUGGCUUUCCUGACCUCCAUCUUGGGCUUCCUGUGCUUUGUCCCGUUCUUUGCCCUGAGCUGUGAGAACUUGGAGGUGGCUGGAGUCACAGUUCCUUACCAAAGGUCAGAGCGGCUGGGAGAGGUGGAGGUGUUGUCAUCUUGUAACUCUGACUGUGGAUGUCCUGUUAACCAGUGGGAUCCUGUGUGUGGACAUAAUGGAGUCACAUAUGUCUCCCCAUGCUUUGCUGGCUGCAACUUCACUAGGGGCUCUGGGAGGAACAUGACAUUUCAUGGCUGCAGAUGUAUCCAGAGCUGGGACACUGGUCAUCAGAAUGCCUCUGCUGUCCUUGGUCAGUGUCCCCGGAAAAAUAGCUGUUCUAGAAUGUUCUACAUCCAUCUGGCGCUACAGUCUUUGAGCUUCUUUGUGUACUGCCUCGGCAGCACACCCCUGUUUAUCAUAACGCUGAGGAGCGUGGAGCCUGAAUUGAAAUCUCUGUCAGUGGGCAUGCUCAUGCUAAUGCUGAGAGUGCUGGGAGGGAUCCCUGCACCCAUUUACUUCGGCGCUUUGAUUGACUCUACCUGUCUGAAGUGGGGGAGCAGGAAAUGUGGUGGGAGGGGGGCCUGCAGGAUGUAUGACAUUCAGACUCUCAGGUUCCUUUUCCUGGGAAUGAUCAGCUCAUUGCGGAUAUGUGGGUACAUGCUCUUCUGGGUUGUCAUUGUUUUCAUAAAGCGGAAAUUACUUCGUGCUCAGGCAGUCACUGAGAAUGUGGAGCUGCAGAAGCCAGCAGUGUGUCCCACUGAGACGAAUGAGAAACUGCUAGAGUAUGUUAAUAAUGAGAAACACCACUCAAAGGAAGAGUGUUAUAGUGGUGAGAAAUGCGAUCAAGUAAAAGAGUGUUCUAAUGAUGAUAAAUGCAACCUUCAGGAGAGUUCCAACAGUGAAAAAUAAGACUGAGUGAAUCCCUAAGUCUCAUCUGCCAUGGUUAAAAGUGACCGUUGAGCAAAACUAAGACACACAAUGAUUACACCUGCAUAUGGAUGUGAAUACAUGUGUUAAUCAGUCUCGUUCCUGGUUUCAUUGAGAGCUUUGUAAUGAAAAAGAAAAUCUUGUGAAUGAAAAAUGUGUUUUCACGAGAAGUCGAUGAUAUUUUGCAUAUCAUGAUCUUUCAAACAGUACAAUGUUAUAAUAUCCCAAAUGUAACCAUGGUGAUAGAGACUAUUUCACGUCAAGCCAUCUAAAAGGCAAAAAAACCCCAAAACUGUAGAGCUUUGUUUCUCUCUUCCUUUGGGUUUAUAUUUUGUAUUAAGAAUGUUUGUGUGUUGUUUGAGGUACCAGCGCACUUGCCUGUUUUUUGUAAAGCACAACAGUGUGAGAACAUUUUUAAUAAGUCUCACUUAUUACUUCUGUCAUAUUACAUAUUACCUCCUAUAAAAUUAUGUCUGACUUAUUAAUCCUGUCAUAUUACAUAUACCUCCUAUAAAAAUAUGUCUCAUUUAUUAAUGCUGCUGUAUUACAUUUUGAUUCCUAUAAAAAUAUGUCUCACUUAUUAAUCCUGCCAUAUGACCUCUGCUCUAAUCUGGAAAUCCUGUUCAGAAAUGAACAUUUAUGAAGUCAGAAUCUGGAGAAGAAAACAGACUUAAGGUUUACAUUGUAACAUAGCAGCAUGACAUUUGUCUCAAAAAUAAAAGCUUUUGUGUAGUUGUGAGUGAAAAAUUGUGAAUGUAAUUGCAAAUUGGUUUGAAGAUUUUGUUCUUAGUUCUUUCUGUUCAAUGAAUUGCCUAUUAAAACUGUCCAAAGACAGCCAUUAUUCUAACUUAA